Messenger RNA from Phragmites australis (common reed), 2496 nucleotides. RefSeq names its product putative pentatricopeptide repeat-containing protein At1g09680. The coding region runs from base 357 to 2147 and encodes 596 amino acids. Lineage: Eukaryota; Viridiplantae; Streptophyta; Magnoliopsida; Poales; Poaceae. The record is from RefSeq and is a predicted model, not a curated record. Gene Ontology annotation, molecular function: protein binding. The transcript has a single exon.
UGCUCGGUUUCAGCAUUAGGAUCGUCAGAUAUGUAUCAACCAUGUUCGUGUAAAACACAACGAACUGCAGCAGCGCAAUCGAAUUGUUUCGUUCUGUAGUUUUUGAUGUGCUGAACAAAGUUGCAGAAACUGUAUUAGCUAUCUCUGUUCGUCCUGUUUGAAUAUUGGCCACUCUCCGAUUUCCUCUAUCUUGUGUUCAAGCACCUUGGUAAGGUUCGGUGGCUUGCACAUUAACAGGAAGCUCUGCAGUUUUAUCUUCAGUUUUCUGCACCGUAGUCAAGCGGCCAAGCUCAUCUUUAAACUUGGCGCGCUUGGUGUUUACGACUACCUCUCCCCACCCCACCCCACGGAUCGCAAUGCGGAGAGCCCUCCGCCCGCGCCGGCUGCAGGCCGCCGAACCACCGCAGCCCGCUUCUCCCCUAUGGUACGCAGCGCCGCUGACGCCCCCGCCCGCGGGCGAGGCUGAUCCCCUCCUCGUCGCGGCCUCCGAGGUCGCGCGCGCCCUCCCCGUCCACCCCGCGCCGCUCCCGACCGCUGCGCCCGCGCCCCUCCUCCGCCUCCUCCCUGCCUUCACCUCCGUGCACUUCCUCUCCCUCCUCCGCCACAACACGCUCGCCAUCCCACCGCUCUCGCUCCUCUCCCUCUUCCGACUCCUCCUCGCCUCCCCUCCGGGCCUCUUCCGCCACACCCCGUCCUCCUUCCUCUCCAUGUCCCACGUGCUCCUCGACCACCGCCUCCCCCACCUUGCGCUUCCCCUCCUUCGCCUGCUCGCUUCCCGCCUCGGCCGUGACUCCUCGCCGCGGCUUCUCCCGCUGCUCCUCUCCUCCGCCUCACCCGGCGACCCGGCCCCUCUCGUGUCCGAACUCGCCAAAGCAUACGCCGACGAGGGCCUCCUCCCCGAUGGCUGCUCCCUCCUCAUCCUCGCGCUCCGCCGCGGCGUCCGCGUCCCGGUUCCCGCCUGGUCCGGCCUCAUGAGCUUGCACCCCACUGCUCCCGAAGCCUACACCUUCUACCUGCAGCUGCUUGACGCGGGCGUGCCCCCGGAGGCCAGGCUGUUCAACGUUCUGAUGCGUGACAUGGUUAGAUCGGGGGAGCUUGCCAGCGCGCGGAACGUGUUCGAUGAAAUGCGGAGGAGGGGCGUGCGGCACACGGUGGUCAGCUUCAACACCUUGAUUUCAGGGUUAUGCAAGGCGGGCGAUCUGGAUGGCGCAAACGCUCUGCACAGGCUAAUGGCGGAGGCAGGUGUGGCACCGGACGUGUACACUUAUGGUGCUUUGAUACAGGGGCUGUGCAGGGCAGGGAGGAAAGAAGAUGCAGUGGAGAUGUUUGAGGAUAUGUGUGUUAGAGCUGUGAACCCCAACGCCGUCGUGUUCACGACAUUGAUAGACGCACAUUUCAAGGAGGGGGAUGUGGCAACUGGGCUGGAGUUGUACCGGGAGAUGGAAGCAAGGGGUGUCCCGCUGGAUUUGGUGGCGUACAAUGCGAUGGUGAACGGCCUUUGUCGAGCGCGAGAUUUGAAGGCCGCCAAUGGCAUGGUGGAGGAGAUGAGGAACACCGGUCUCAAGCCGGAUAAGGUGACUUACACCACCCUCAUGGAUGGCUGCUGCAAGGAGGGGGAGUUGGAUAUGGCAGUGGAGAUGAAACAGGAGAUGUUGGACGAAGGGGUUACAUUGGAUGAGGUGACAUACACCGCUCUUAUAUCGGGGUUGAGCAAGGCUGGGCGAUCAGUUGAUGCAGAGCGUGUUCUGUGCGAGAUGGUGGAGGCUGGUCUGGAUCCUGACAACACGACCUACACAAUGUUGAUUGAUGCCUUCUGUAGGAACGGUGAUGUGAAGACAGGCUUCAAGCUACUGAAGGAGAUGCAGAAUAAGGGUCGAAAACCUGGAGUUGUGACGUAUAAUGUGAUUAUGAAUGGGCUCUGCAGGUUGGGGCAGAUGAAGAAUGCAGACAUGCUUCUGAAUGCAAUGCUGAAUAUUGGGGUGUCCCCAGAUGAUAUAACAUACAACAUUCUUUUGGAUGGACAUUGCAAGUAUGGGAAAGUUAGAGACUCUGAAGAACUAAAGAGUGCAAAAGGAAUGGUUUCAGAUUUUGGGGUCUAUACUUCACUAAUCAGUGAAAUUGUCAAGAAGAAGCCAACUAAGAGUUAACAUGAUACUAGAACUGACAUUGCAACACGAAUAUGAUUUGCAAGCUCAGGCUGACUAAUAAUGUGAAUGUACCUUAAUGACCAAAGAUAAUUGGCUUUGAAGAUGCAAUCUCGGGAAAGCAAGGGAUUCUAGCAAAUCAAGGACUACAUAUGUUUCGUGAAUCUCUGAUCAGUCAAUUUAUCUAGAUGAUAUCAAAUGUUUACCCAGAAUCUGAGGUGUAGGGUUCAAACUACUCUCUUGUAGUCUGGCUACCGAACAGGAUUGCAGAUUUGUGUAUGUUUAACAAUGUACAAAUCACAGAUUCACAGCCAACUCUCGCAGAUUGAGCAGAUACUUGCAAUUAUUACAA